Molecule: messenger RNA, 1489 nt
Organism: Jatropha curcas
Lineage: Eukaryota; Viridiplantae; Streptophyta; Magnoliopsida; Malpighiales; Euphorbiaceae
Product: putative prolyl 4-hydroxylase 10
Biological process (GO): peptidyl-proline hydroxylation to 4-hydroxy-L-proline
Cellular component (GO): endoplasmic reticulum
Molecular function (GO): procollagen-proline 4-dioxygenase activity; L-ascorbic acid binding; iron ion binding
Source: RefSeq, a predicted model, not a curated record
AAUGAGGAUUAUUCCGUUUUCUUACUAAAGAGAAGUCUUCUUCUCUCCAACACGUUGUAUACAAAUCAGCUUCGUAUUCACAAACAUUAAAAAUUAAUUAAUUAAUAAUUGAUUUAUUACCUAAAAAGCGCGUCUGUUAAUAAAAGAUUUAAAGACGUACAGAGUCUCCUAGAUCUUGCUUUGCUAAACAAAAUUCAAUCUUCAUUUCCUCCAGUUCGAUCCAUUUUUUAGGGUUUCAAUUCCGAAUCUUCGAAGGUGAAGGCCAGUUUUUAACUAAAGAAAUGGCGAAAGCAAGAUACUCUCGGCUUCCAGUUCGAAAAUCAUCUUCUUCAACACUGAUUCUAACUGUGCUCCUUAUGUUCACAUUUGUGAUUUUGAUUCUUCUAGCUCUUGGAAUUCUCUCUAUUCCUAGCAAUUCUGGCGAUUCCUCUCACAAAGCUCAUGAUCUCAGCACUAUCGUCCAUAAUAAACUCGAUAGGAGCGAAAGGGAUGAUGGUAAUAGAGAGCGCUGGGCUGAGGUGAUCUCGUGGGCGCCUCGAGCUUUUAUCUAUCAUAAUUUCUUGACAAAGGAGGAGUGCGACUAUUUGAUCAAUCUUGCGAAGCCUCAUAUGCAAAAGUCUACAGUUGUUGAUAGUGAAACUGGAAAGAGUAAAGAUAGCAGAGUACGAACAAGCUCUGGCACAUUCCUUGCUAGAGGUCGUGAUAAAAAGAUCAGAGAAAUUGAGAAAAGGAUUGCUGAUUUCACCUUCAUCCCUGUAGAGCAUGGGGAAGGACUCCAAGUUCUCCACUAUGAAGUUGGGCAAAAGUAUGAGCCUCAUUUUGACUAUUUCAAUGAUGAGUUCAAUACCAGGAAUGGUGGCCAGCGUAUAGCUACUCUUCUUAUGUACCUCUCUGAUGUUGAAGAAGGUGGUGAGACAGUGUUUCCUGCUGCUGAAGGGAAUGUUAGUGAUGUGCCUUGGUGGAAUGAGCUGUCUGAAUGUGGAAAAGGAGGGCUUUCUGUUAAACCGAAGAGGGGCGAUGCAUUGCUUUUCUGGAGUAUGAAACCUGACGCCUCUCUGGAUCCUUCAAGUUUACAUGGUGGUUGCGCUGUGAUUAAAGGGAAUAAGUGGUCAGCUACCAAGUGGAUGCGUGUGAAUGAGUAUCAAGCCUGAAGUAGAGCCCUAAAGGUGAUUCUCGGUUCCCAAAAUGUAGGAUUAACAAGACAAAAUAUCUCAACUGUAAUUUGCCCCUCCUGAAAGAGAGCUCCUUGAUUAACGGGCUUUGAGUCGAUCCGUAAUUUUCUUGUAUACAGCUCAUAUUCCUGCUAAAAUUUUUGGGACAUUGGAGUUUGGAGCUUUUUUGUUUGGACUUUGAAGAUGAAAUAGUUUUUUCAAGGCCACAGCAGAAAUAGAUCAAUCUUUGAGUUUAUAGAAGCACACCCAUGUCCUGAUUUUGUAAUUGAGAUGAUAUUUGUUUUAUUCAGUAAUAAAAUGUCUGUGCCUUUGUUAUU